CUCUGCUCGUCCUCGUUGGAUCCUCUGCUAUCAGCCAUCUUCUUCUCUCUUUUCUUUCUGCCAGUGCUAGUAGAGAUCAACAUGGCGACAGCCCUCGCAAAGCAGCUCUCUGCUAUCAAGGCAAAGUCUGCCUCUGUCUCCACCCUCGACCGCAAGAAAAGACAGAAAUCCCACGCCGUAUCCCUCAUCUACGAGCCCAUCGUCGCCGCAAAGCAGGACCUCGACUCCGUCUACUUGGUCGCCUACGAGGGAUUCCUCGACCUUGUCUCUAUCGAUCCCAGAUUCAGGGUCUUUGAGCGCAGUCUCUUCUCCGAAACCAGUAUCACCAUCGACCGUCACGUACAGACCGCCGAGCAAAAUGCUGCCUUGGACAAGGCUAUCGAGAGCUUCUUGUCUCUUGUCGCCUCGCGAGUUCUUUUACAGCCCGCUAUGAAGGCUCUGGAGUGGCUAGUGCGCCGAUUCAAAAUCAACGAGAUGAACCGCGAGAUCCUUCUCCUCACUUUCCUCCCAUACCACAGCCAUUCUGUCUUCCAGAGAAUCCUUGACGUCGUGCAGGGCCCGCUUCCUCCGCUCUUUGGCUUCUUCUCAAACGCAAAACUCACCGCGACCCCGAUCCCUCGCAACACCUUGGUCCGCGCCCUCACCCGCGACGUGCAGCUCUUUGCUCUUGUCUCUGAGUUCACCGUGUCUCAGGUCCAGGCGCACUGCGAGUACCACACCCUGCUCUCCUUCUGGACCUCGAUCUCGAUCUCGGUCAUCCUCGCGCUCAAAGACGCAAACACUCCCGAUGAGGUUGUCGCCGAGCGAUUCAUCCCUCAUAUCUCGGAUGUCAUCGCCGCGCGCAAGUCGCCGGAGGCCCAGACCGCAGCCUAUAUGAUCAUCGUCGUCCUCGUUUCCCAGAUCCGUCUCAGCACCGAGGUGCUCCAGGCUAUCGCCCAGAGUCUUGCUCUCAACUGGACCAAGAAGUCGUGCAAGACCGGUCUUGCUGCGCUCACUCAGGUCAUUCAGUUCCAGGACGUUGGCGCGCUCAAGUAUGCGCCUCUGGACGCUAAAGUCAUGAAGGCAAUUCGAAAGAUCGACAGCUUGGACGAAGACCUGAAAGAGAUCAAGAGAAAAGUCAAAAUCGACAAGUUCGUCGUCUCGUAUAUUCUCGCAAUCAUCGAGCACCAUCCUUCCGAUUCCGAAGAGAUUUUUGAUCUUCUUGAAGACAGCUCGCUUUCAAACGCCCAAAAGGCAUUUGUCCUUGAGUCUGUUCUCCGCAAAGCACUUGAAGGCGACGCCGAUGACGAUCUCAAGAUCGCAUUCCGUGGAGCGCUGGCUAGCGCUGAUGAGUCCUCUAGCUUCCGUGCUCUGGUCCUCGAUACUGUCAACUCGAUGGGUACCGAUAUCGAUGCUCUCGAGCUCCGUUUGAAUGUAUCCAUCAAGCCUCAAGAUGCGCCUGCUGCUUUGACUGACGGCGCAAUGGAGAUCGAUUCGGCGCCUGCUCUGUUCAGCUUCGACGACCGUCUGAAGUCCAUCUCCAGGGCUCAAGUACACUCGUAUCUCGAGCCGAAUGCCUCUGCUGAUUUCGACGCCAUGGCCGAGGUGUUUUUGCAAGGUCUUGCCGAGGAGAAGCCUAUGUCUCAACUGUUGAGCAACACAAAUCUGUUCCCCGUCGAUUCCGAUCUCCCGGUCUCGUUUCUUUUGCGCAUGGCGAUCAGCACCUACCCAGUCCUUGCCCGCAUUGAAGCCCUCAAGCUCUUCGGUCUUGCUGUUAGCAACGCCUCCGAUGCCGUCGACUACCAGGCCUCUAUCGUCUUCUUGCUAGUCGCAUUGACAGACUCGUCUGAGAACGUGCGUCGUGCAGCUGCAGACUGCCUAAAGGCCUUGGACCAGCGCUACGAGCAAACCGCAAAGAGUUCCAAGAUCUGGGGAUUGGAGUCCAUUUACGGUACCGGGAACGAAACUGACUUGUUGAAAUGGCUAGGACUGAAGGAUCUCAAGUCCUUUGUGCACUUUUAUAUCGUGCCUCGUCUUGAGGAAGUUAUCCUGGACAAGUCUUUUACCAAGUCUAUUGUUGGCAAUGCUGUCGAUACAUCAGUCAUGCUCACCGGCGAGAAAAAGAAGCGAGAGAUCAAUUUGAAGGGCGCCGUGUGCGCGUUUUUGACCAGCCAUAUCGUUGCUUCGCCUUUCUUCCGAGUCAAGCUUGCGCUGCUCAACAUGCUCUCGGGAACCCGGAAGAUCGUCUCUUCUCUAUCCGCACUUUGCGACUCUUUCCUGAACGACUGGAUCGCCAAGCGUGAGGUCUACUCGAAGGCUCUCCAGUCUGAGAAGAUCCCGAUCGCAACCUUUGAGACUGCGCUGCUCAAGAUUGUGUCGGGCGGAGAUGAUGCAGAGGGCGAGAAGUUUCUCAUCAGUUGCCUCAAGGCUGACAUUCCCGGCCUAUCGGAUGCAGCUGGUGACCGUCUUGUUGAGACUUGGUCCGCCUGGAGCCAUGACUCGCAGCUUGGGUUCAUCAAAGUUUUGAUCAAUAUGACGCUCGAUGAUCAGGCCGCUUACGGAGCUCUUGACUGUCUAAGCCGUCUUCAGAUCUCGACUCCUAUUUUCUCAAUCAUUCUAAGUGAACCCAAACUGGUCCCUGAGAUUGAGGCCAGUCAGCAAAGCAAGCGCCGUCGUCGUCGCAGCAGCACCUCGCAGAGCGUCACACCGGCACUGAUCUCUACCCAUCAGAGCUUGCGCGAGCUGACUCUUGUUCUGGAAUUGCUUGAGGGAAGCAGGCCCGAGACUCAUAGCGGCCUGCUCAAGCAGCUUCUUUCCAUUCUGGGCGAUCUUUUGCUGGUCAAGACUGAUAGUUCGCUGCCUGUGCAGUAUACGCAGCAGAUUCUUGUUGAUUGCAUCCUCCCUAUUAUCAAGACUGCAGAUAAAUCACAGCUUGAUUCCAAUACUGUGAGAAUCGACAUCAUUGUCAGCUGCAUUCGAUCGUCUUCCUCUCCUCAGAUUCAGAACAAGUUCCUGCUCCUGGUCGCUGCCCUCGCUAGUCUGUCGCCUGAGAUUGUGCUCCAUAGCGUGAUGCCGAUCUUCACGUUUAUGGGUGCAAACACCAUUCGCCAGGAUGACGAAUUCUCGGCCCAUGUGAUUCAGCAGACUAUCUCCCAGGUCGUGCCUGCCCUGGCUCUGUCCACGACCACCAACGACUCCUUCGGGAUGGUCGAGCUGGUUCUCAGCUUUGUGAACGCGUUUCCUUACAUCCCUUACCACAGACGCGUCAAGCUGUUCACGACCCUCACCAAGACUCUUGGCGCUAAUGAGAGUCUUGCUCUCGUGCUUAGACUGCUUGCCAAGCGUCACUAUGACUUGGUUUCGCGCAACAAGACGUCAGAAGCGAAGACACUUUCUGAGUUUGCUGACGUCUUCCUUCGUGGAUUCUCUGUGGAGGAGCGUAUCGAGGCCGUGAGCAGAUAUGUCGCGUUUGCGCGCAAGAUUCCUACCGACUUGAGCGCUGCAACCGUGGAAUCUGGCUACGUUGCCGAUUUGGCCGAUAUGUCGUCUGAUAAAGUGUUGGCGUUCAAGAUUGAUUUGCUCCAGUUUAUUCGUGACGCGCUCAACAGCGCUCAGAAGAGAGCUCAAGUGGCGGCCAUUUUCAAGGCCUCGUCCGAAGAAUACGACGCGGACGCAGUGUCUGCUCUUCAAGCGUCGUUUGCCUCCGCGGUCGAGACUCUGCUCGACAUCAUCGCGAGCUCGGAGAAGCCCAAGACGCGCAAGUACCAGGAAGAAGCAUACGACACCUUGGAUGCCGUUCUCAACUUGCUGCCUAUCCAGGACUUUGUUUCCGUCCUGGAGCGUCUUAUUUCCCGACGCGACGACAACUCGACCGUCCGUCGCGCGUUGGUCACCGUUCGCUCAAAGUUCGAGAACGACGCGAAGGUCAACGACGGUCUUGCGCGCAACUCUGCGCUCAUGAUCUUGCCGACCAUCUGCGCCGCCAUCUCGAGCCUUGGUGCGGCGGACGCGGAGCUGGCGAAGCUUGGCUUUAUGGCGCUAGAUUGUCUCUGUGGCAAGUUUGGUGCUGUCGAGCCUGACGCGUUUGAUGGCGAGGUUAUCGAGCUUGUUAUCGGCGAUCUGGGCGUGCAGAGCGCGGAUGACGCAGCUGCUGUCUCGGCUCUUGUCUGUCUUAGCUCGCUUGGUACGGCGCUGGGUGCUCGAAUCCUGGCGUAUUUGCCGCGCAUUGUGCCUAUGGUGAUGACUUUGUUGGAGAAGGCGAUCAAGGAUGGUAAGGAUCUUGUAAUCAUCGGAGUUUUUAUGCUUGUUGAUUCGUUCGUCAAGCGUAUCCCGAUGUUCAUGGCCAGCUACAUGACCAAGAUCCUCAACCUUGUCUUCCUGUCGGCUUCGAAGGAUGCCGAGUCUGCGACCGAGGACAGCGAUGCGGUUGGCGAGGCGCGCUCGAGCUUGCUCGAGAACGUUAUUGCCAAGGUCCCCACUAAGCAGCUUCUGGGCGCUUUGAUUGGAAACUGGGACUCUGUCCUCGCAAAGUGGGAUCUAGCGAUGAUCAAGCUCCACCUGUCGACGACCGCGCAGGUGAUCGAGGUUGGUGCGCGCAAGGCGAUCACGGGCGACGCCAGCAAGAUCUUUGAUUUCCUGCUUUCGGGAUUCGAUACGCGGAACCUCGAGGGCGAGAAGACCGAGACGACUGCGUCUAUCGCGGACGAGGUCGAGCGGAUCGUGAUUGAGAUCGCGAUGCAGGUUGUGUUGAAGCUCAACGAUAAGGUGUUUCGGCCUCUGUUUGUGCGCACUACGAAGUGGGCGAUGGAGGAGGAUCUUGCGUCGUCUGUCGCUAGACGGAAUCGGUUGGUGGUUGUCUUCAAGUUCUGCGAGCGUCUGUUUAGUUCCCUCAAGUCUAUUGUUACAAGCUACUAUGGCUACAUUCUCGACAGCACUGCCGACCUUCUCAUCUCCUACGUCACCGACGCGAGCGCCUCGUUCGACCUCGUGCUUUGGGAGACCGUCAUCAAGACGCUGACGGCGGCCUUUGCCAACGACCAGGAAGAGUUCUGGCAGGCGCCGAUCCGAUUCGACAAGAUGGCUGCGCCGCUGUUCGCUCAGCUUGGAUUGGGACUUAAGAACAGUGACUCCCUGACGCAGGCGAUCGUUGCGUUUGCGGUCUCGUGUGCGUCUGAGGAGCAUUACAAGUACAUUAACAAAGCUAUCCUCAGCUACAUGAAAGACCUCGACGACGAGGACGAAGACAUGUCUGAUUCCGACGACGAAGAGGAUAAAGCCGGGGAGGCGGGAGAGGACGACGAAAUCAAGCUCGACCCCAAGAAAGUCUCCAAGAUCGCCCGCGCGAAAUCCGGCGCCUCGGCAUCUGACAUCAAGAUCACGGCCGUCAAGACGCUCAAGGCGAUCUACGAGCGCCUGGGCGAUGAAUGGCUUAGCAUGCUGCCGCAGCUGGUGCCGGUUGUUGCGGAGUUGCUGGAGGAUGAGGACGAGUCUGUUGAGACGGAGGUUAGAAAGGAUUUGGUGCCGGUGAUUGAGGGUGUGUUGGGCGAGAGCCUGGAUCGGUACUUGAAUUAGAGGCGGAAAAAAAAAGAUAGAGCAUUAGGAAAUGGAAAAGUUUAGUGUUUUCUAUGUGUGAUUUUGUCUUAUUUGUCUGUUUGUUACUAGAAGUCUAGCAUUAAUCGCAGUUAUUUCUUUAUUCAUUAAA
This is a messenger RNA of Myxozyma melibiosi, 5680 nucleotides long. RefSeq lists its product as uncharacterized. Gene Ontology annotation, molecular function: snoRNA binding. Gene Ontology annotation, biological process: maturation of SSU-rRNA from tricistronic rRNA transcript (SSU-rRNA, 5.8S rRNA, LSU-rRNA); positive regulation of transcription by RNA polymerase I. Gene Ontology annotation, cellular component: 90S preribosome; t-UTP complex; small-subunit processome. NCBI's taxonomy places the organism in Eukaryota, Fungi, Ascomycota, Lipomycetes, Lipomycetales, Lipomycetaceae. The record is from RefSeq and is a predicted model, not a curated record. Bases 82 to 5550 code for a protein of 1822 amino acids. The transcript is spliced from 5 exons.